Messenger RNA from Tuber aestivum (summer truffle), 1707 nucleotides. The record is from the annotation of a GenBank genome assembly. Lineage: Eukaryota; Fungi; Ascomycota; Pezizomycetes; Pezizales; Tuberaceae.
AGACACGAUACGAGUACUUCAUCAGCUCACCGCAACCCCCUCCGCCGGGCAUCGUCCAUUGCACCAUGCCCCGACCAAAUGCGCGCAACCUUCUGGUCACUUUCGAUGCUUUUGGUACGCUUUUCAAACCGCGCUUACCAAUACCUCGGCAGUAUAUCGCGGUGGCCGAGGAGCAUGGCGUGACGGGCUUGACGGAAAAGCAGGUCAGCUCAUCCUUCAAAGAAGGUAGGUGUGUGCGAAUCAUCCGUUGUUCUAUAGCCUACCGCCCUUGCUGGCUCCCUUCACGGUGUCCGUGGGGCUUGUUUGCAAAUUCCGAUCCUACCUGUCCUAGGUACAUACGGGCUGUUGCUCCAACACCAAGGCUACUACGACCUAGCUUUGGAUAACAUGUUGAUGCUAGCACCACAGCCUGGGCGACACCAUCACGGUAAGUCGGGCAGGGGGUGGUGCAAAUUUUCAGAGGUUCACGGAUGACACCGGAGGUCGAAGAAUUCUGCCCCGAGCAUCGGUUGCCCCAGGAUCAGAUAAAAUUCGCACAAGGCUUUCUGAAUUUAUACUGACCAGUUGGAAACCAGCUUUCGCAGAAGGGUGCAAGCUAUACCCCAAUUACGGAAAAUCCGUCGGCAUGAGCCCCGCUGUAUGGUGGGAAAGAGUAAGUAUCUCAUUUGCAUUCAAAACCGUUACAUCCCCCCCCUUCUUUUACUUUGUGGUGCUUCUCCAUCCCAAUUUAAUGUUCUCACGCCUCACCAUUCUUCAUAUAUAACCCAUAUAUGACGCUGGCCAUGCCCGACCAACCCAAAAUUGGGCCAUAGAUUCACCCCGCAUAGCCUUUUGGCUAUCGUGUCCGCCUCAAUCAGGGGCGGGAAGGCUUCUACCCCGGCCCCGUGAUACAUGUAUUGUGAUACUGGACUGAUUCGGGGGCUGGGGCUAUGCAAUGCACCAAUUCUUAAGCAAACUAUAGAUGUCUACAUCACACGUGCCUAGCGCUAGGCUGACAGAUAUCUCUUGGUGUCAGAUAAUCAGGAAAACCCUGGAACCUUUAGCACCUGAUGGCCUCACAGCCGGUAUCAUCCCGGAUUUGAUUCGGCGAUUCAGCACCUCUGAGGGCUACGAACUCUACAGCGACGUAACACCCUGCCUCCAGUUCCUUCAGGCUUUUCGAUCCCGCCGAACCUCUUUCUGGCCUUACGAUACCGUCACGGUUGGAGUAAUAACCAAUUCGGACAGCCGUGUUGUGCCGAUUCUCAAUUCUCUUUCAAUUGGGGUCAGAACAUUUACAUCAAAAACUGGUUGGGAAGAGGCGCUAUGGGUAAAUCCUAAAGAAAUCCCGCCUCCCAAACGGAAGCCCGGGAGGCCCCGUAAGAAGCUCCUAGUUGAACCAAAACUAGAGAUAGACUUUGUUGUCCUUUCAUACAGCGUGGGAGUCGAAAAGCCUCACCAUCAAAUCUUUCGCGAGGCGGAAAAAAUGGCCAAAGAAUGCAGGAACCUUGAGGGCCCAUGGACUCGUAUACAUCUCGGAGAUGAUAUAACUAAGGACUAUUACGGGGCGAAACUUGCUGGAUGGAAAUCUGUGUUAGUUUGUCGGGGGGGCAACAUGCCUAGAAACCAGGGAGUUAUCAUGGUGAGGGAUAUCGGGUCAAUACGGCAGCUUUGUGGGCAUCCCCUUUAGACCUACGCCGUGACUCCGGCAAGGGGAUAAGCGGGUAG